Messenger RNA from Cygnus olor (mute swan), 2277 nucleotides. RefSeq names its product transformer 2 alpha homolog (gene TRA2A). The coding region runs from base 500 to 1333 and encodes 277 amino acids. The transcript has 8 exons. Gene Ontology annotation, cellular component: spliceosomal complex. The record is from RefSeq and is a predicted model, not a curated record. Gene Ontology annotation, biological process: positive regulation of mRNA splicing, via spliceosome. Gene Ontology annotation, molecular function: RNA binding. NCBI's taxonomy places the organism in Eukaryota, Metazoa, Chordata, Aves, Anseriformes, Anatidae.
AGGGACAGGAGCCCGGGCAGUCAGUGGGGGAACUGAGCGCCUCCAGGUGCCCCACGUCAGCGUGCGGGCACGGGGCGGCGAGUUUGGAGUUUCAGGGAAACAGGAGGGCAGGAAGAGCCGCGAAGGCUCUCCCUUCACCGCACGGGGAGGAGGCGACCACCGCUACCUCCGAGCCCCCCGUCCCACACGGAGCCGCCGCCCCUCACAGCGAGGCCGCGCUCGGCGCCUCCUUUGUGACAGGCGGGCCGCGCCCCGCCCCCCGCGCCGUGCCGGGCGCAGCCGGAGCGGUGGCGGCGCCAUUUUGCGCUGCUGCGGGACUCGGCGCGGGGCGGCCGCGGCGGGAGGGAGGUGGCGGCGGGAGCGCUGACGGCAGCGGCGCUUAGCGGGAGCGGCGGCGGGUGCGGUUGCUGCUCGGCACUGAGCGUCCCCGUUCGCCCUAAUCUAAUCUAACCUAACCUAGCCUAGCCUAGCCCAACCCCGUGGCCGGGACCCUGCCGACAUGAGCGACGUGGAGGAGAACAACUUCGAGGGGAGGGAGUCUCGCUCCCAGUCAAAAUCUCCAGCUGGGAGUCCUGCUCGUGUAAAAUCGGAGAGCAGGUCAGGAUCUCGCAGUCCAUCGAGAGCUUCCAAACAUUCUGAAUCGCACUCUAGGUCGAGAUCAAAAUCGAGAUCCAGGUCCAGAAGACAUUCGCACAGACGUUACACUCGCUCCAGAUCCCAUUCCCAUUCUCAUUCCCAUAGGAGACGUUCUCGAAGCAGAUCGUACACGCCAGAAUACCGCCGUCGAAGGAGCCGUAGUCACUCUCCAAUGUCCAACAGGAGAAGGCACACAGGCAGCAGAGCCAAUCCAGAUCCUAAUACAUGUCUUGGAGUGUUUGGUCUCAGUUUGUAUACCACUGAGAGAGAUUUGCGUGAAGUCUUUUCCCGUUACGGACCUUUGACUGGUGUCAAUGUGGUUUAUGAUCAACGGACUGGACGAUCAAGAGGAUUUGCUUUCGUUUAUUUUGAGAGAAUUGAUGAUUCCAAAGAGGCAAUGGAGCAUGCAAACGGUAUGGAGCUGGAUGGCAGGAGGAUUCGGGUGGAUUACUCAAUCACCAAGAGAGCACAUACGCCCACUCCAGGCAUCUACAUGGGCAGGCCAACACACAGUGGAGGAGGUGGUGGUGGCGGAGCAGGUCGUCGCCGUGACUCUUACUAUGAUAGAGGGUAUGACAGAGGUUAUGACAGAUACGAAGAAUAUGACUACAGAUACAGGAGACGAUCACCAUCGCCUUACUAUAGCCGGUACCGAUCACGAUCAAGAUCCCGUUCCUAUAGUCCAAGGCGCUAUUGAAGAUCAGAAGAGUUACAGUUGAGGGCAUGAUUUUUAAAUACAAGGUUCAGAUCUUAGCUUCCCUACUGCUUCCCUCCCUCCCUUGUUCUCCAUCCAGCUAUUUUACAAAACUUUGGUUCAUUUAGAGUAUACAUAUCUUCAGUUGAAGUAUUCCUGUUUUCCAUCCCUUCUUAUUGUAAUACUCUUAAAUAUUGUAAUUGUUGUAGUUUUUGUGUAGUAAAACAUCUUAAGCAAAAUGAAAUAGAAAACCCAAAGUGUUGAUACAUUUUGGAAGUCAUUCCUAUUUUGUUUUUAAACCAAUUGGACUCCUGGCUAAUUACAAGAGAGCAACGAUAUUUUUAAAGCUUGCAUGUCAUAUGUAAUACACUCAGAUACUUUAACAUAAACCUGCAUUUCCAAGUAACUCGUUAAUCUUUCUGUUAAAAUGUUUACCUAUUACUUUGAUAAACAAAUAACGACUUUGAGCCUUUCCUGUAAUGACAAAUUUAUUUAGAUAGUCAUGAACCAGAGGAUUUCUUUUUUUGUCAGGUAGUUGCUUUGAGCGUAGAAUAUUUGAGCUAGAGCAAAAUUUGGUACUUCGCUGACCAGGAAAAUAGAUCCUUGUACACCGAAAAUUAAGACUGUAUUUUAUACAUGUUUUUGGAUUGCUACACAGUGGAUAACAUCUGAAGUUAAAACCAUAAAAAUCCUGUUUUUUUUUUAUUGUACUUGGUUGAAUUUUUCCCCCUAAUCAGUGCAGGAGAAAAAAUAUUUAUUGAACAUAGCAAUUAGUUAUAUAAUUUGCUGUUCAUUUAAACAACAACAACAAAAAACUUUCUGGUAUUGCAAUAAUGAUUUAAGCAAGUUUUGUUUCUGGUCCUUUUUGGAGUUUGAAAGUAUGGAUGGAAAAACCUGUAACUACAUGUAAACCUUUUUUUUCCCCCCUCAAUAAAAGUUAAUUCCAC